Cynocephalus volans (Philippine flying lemur) is the source of this 390-nucleotide messenger RNA. It is a transcript of the gene SLIRP, whose product is annotated as SRA stem-loop interacting RNA binding protein. Lineage: Eukaryota; Metazoa; Chordata; Mammalia; Dermoptera; Cynocephalidae. The record is from RefSeq and is a predicted model, not a curated record. The transcript is spliced from 4 exons. The coding region runs from base 16 to 351 and encodes 111 amino acids. Gene Ontology annotation, molecular function: RNA binding.
UCCUCCAGUCUAAAGAUGGCGGCCCUAGCAGUGGGGGGUUCUAUGGCAGUGCGUAAGACUGUUAAUCGGUCCGUUGCUUUCGUCAAAGAAAUUCCUUGGACUGCGGCGUCGCGUGAGCUGAGAGAACACUUUGCACAGUUUGGUCAUAUACGAAAGUGUAUUGUACCUUUUAACAAAGAGACUGGCUUUCACAGAGGUAUAGGUUGGAUUCACUUUUCUUCAGAAGAAGAACUUCAGAAUGUACUACAGCAGGAAAGUCAUAUUAUUGAUGGAGUAAAGCUCCACGUACAAGCUCAAAAACCAAAAGUUUUGCUGGGGGAUAAAACAUCUGAUGAAGAGAGAGAUUUUUGAGACUGUUACUGCCUAUGAAAUAAAGUAAACAUAACAGAA